UAGAUUAAAGACGACAUCUUUCUACAUAAGACUCUCACUCUCUCUCUCUCUACAAAAUCUUGUAAUUGCCCUUCUUGUUCUGAAUAUUUUGCACUCUCAUUUCCUGUAAUUUUCAUAUCUAUAGUGGUCUCCCUCAGUUUCACUCUCUCUCUCUCUGCCUUUUGCCCUAAAAGAGGCUGUCGUUUCCUUCAUAAACCCUGCUUGCAGCAGUCUUUUCGGCCCUCAACUUUGAAAUAGAGAGAGAGAGAGCGAAUGAGAGACUACCCUGCUUGAACCCAUAUUGGUUUUUUGUUCUUUUGUACUCUUAACAAAGACCAUUCUUUGUCCUUCGAUUGUUUCAUAUCUGAAAAAAGGAAAAAAAAAAAACGGUUCUUUGUCAAAGGUACAUCUGAAUUUGCUAAGAACAGGCAUUAGUUUUGAUCGCCAUUUUCAGUUUAAUGAACUUCUUCGCUUAGUUACUAUACAGAGAAAGAGGGUUUUUUUUUUCUUGUUUUUGCUUCUUUGGAGAGUUUUAAUGGCACCGUUUGACUGUGCGGUUUCAAGCCUUCUGUGUGCAGAGGAUAAUAAUAGUAUUUUCGAUGAUAACGAUUGCUAUGGUGCUGUUGUAGAGGAGUAUGAGUCUACAUGGCAUCAUAAGAAUCAUCGAAUCCACCAUGAAGGCAGGGCCUAUGGUGGUGGUGGAGAUGGUGAGUUGCCAAUGCAGAGUGAGGAGUGUUUGGCUUUGAUGGUUGAGAAAGAGUGCCAACAUUUGCCAAAUGCGGAUUACUUAAACAGGCUGAGGAAGGGGGACUUGGACUUGGGUGGCAGAAAAGAGGCUAUCGAUUGGAUUGGAAAGGCUCAUGCCCAUUUUGGCUUUGGACCACUUUGUGCAUAUUUAUCAAUAAAUUACUUGGACAGAUUUCUCUCUGCCUAUGAACUGCCUAAGGGUAAAGCUUGGAUGAUGCAGUUAUUGGCCGUUGCAUGUUUAUCUCUUGCAGCCAAAAUGGAGGAGACUGAAGUUCCACUUUCUGUAGAUUUACAGGUUGGUGAAUCAAAAUUUGUAUUUGAAGCAAAGACUAUUCAAAGAAUGGAGCUUCUUGUGCUCAGCACUUUGAGCUGGAGAAUGCAGGCUAUUACACCUUUCUCCUUCAUAGACCAUUUCCUUAACAAGAUCAAUAAUGAUGAAACCCCACCUAGAUCUUUAAUCUUGCAAUCAAUCCAGCUCAUAUUGGCCACAAUUAAAGGGAUUGACUUCUUGGAAUUUAGGCCUUCUGAGAUUGCAGCUGCUGUGGCCAUUGCUGUUAUAGGGGAAAUCAAAACAGUGGAAGCUGAGCAAGCAAUUUCUGCUCUCACUCAACAUGUACAAAAGGAGAGAGUGCUGAAGUGUAUUCAACUAAUUCAUGAUGUGGUAUUGAUUGGUGGGUCUGUUAAGAAUGCAAGUGUUUCAAUCCUAUCAGUGCCUCAAAGUCCAAUUGGGGUGUUGGAUGCUGCAUGCUUGAGCUAUAGAAGUGAUGACACAACUGCUGGGUCAUGUGCAAAUUCUUCACAAAAUACUCCUGAUGCCAAAAGGAGAAAGCUAAAUAGACCAUGGGAAGUUUAACAUGUGGCAACGAAAGUUGGAUCUUUUACACAGGGCCUUCUUGAAUUUUUUAAAUUUGGAGCAUUGGUGCGUCUAUGAAGGUGCUGUCCAAGAAAAUUAUGAGGGAAAUGGUAAAAAGAAAAAUAAAAAGAAGGGAAGUGGGAGGGAGGAAAAUGGGAAAUGCAGAAAAGGAGUUUUAAUAAGUUGGGUCAUGGCUGGAGGAUGGAGGCAGGAUUUGGAUGGAAAAAAAAUGUUUCAUGCACUUAGCCUGAAAAUAACAGUCACAGCUGUUAAAUAUUAGAUCUCUUAACAGCUGCAGAUAAGUAGUAGAGAGAAUGCAAGGAAAAUAUUUAUUUAUUUUUAUUUUUUAUUUUUGGGAUUUGUGAGAAACAACUUGUAGGGUUUGGACUUUUUCAUCGGAUAAAAGAAAAUUGCCAAAAAAAACCAUAAAGAAGAGGAAAAUAUAUAUUAUGGGAUAUAUAUACAUAUAUUUUUUGUUGGGAAUUUCAA
Messenger RNA from Manihot esculenta (cassava), 2068 nucleotides. Its product is annotated as cyclin-D4-2. Gene Ontology annotation, molecular function: cyclin-dependent protein serine/threonine kinase regulator activity. Gene Ontology annotation, cellular component: cytoplasm; cyclin-dependent protein kinase holoenzyme complex; nucleus. The record is from RefSeq and is a predicted model, not a curated record. NCBI's taxonomy places the organism in Eukaryota, Viridiplantae, Streptophyta, Magnoliopsida, Malpighiales, Euphorbiaceae. Gene Ontology annotation, biological process: regulation of cyclin-dependent protein serine/threonine kinase activity; mitotic cell cycle phase transition. The transcript is spliced from 6 exons. Bases 515 to 1579 code for a protein of 354 amino acids.